Messenger RNA from Melospiza melodia melodia, 7043 nucleotides. It is a transcript of the gene PRDM15, whose product is annotated as PR/SET domain 15. The record is from RefSeq and is a predicted model, not a curated record. Bases 2121 to 5675 code for a protein of 1184 amino acids. Gene Ontology annotation, molecular function: protein binding; DNA-binding transcription factor activity, RNA polymerase II-specific; RNA polymerase II cis-regulatory region sequence-specific DNA binding. Gene Ontology annotation, biological process: regulation of DNA-templated transcription. The transcript is spliced from 25 exons. Lineage: Eukaryota; Metazoa; Chordata; Aves; Passeriformes; Passerellidae.
AGCAGGAGGAGGAGGAGGGAGGUGCGGGGAUGCUGCCCUGCCCCGGUGUGUGCCAUGGGAGAGGGUGCGGUGGAGCCCGAGGAGACAAAAGGAGCAGAGCCGCGGUCUGCGGGGCUCCGCACACGUGAAAUUUCCUGCAGCACGCUCGUUUUCUGCUCGGGGCCAUUAAACUUUGCGCGUAGUUUAUUCGCAGCAUCGCGGCAAGCGCUGGGAAGGGCAGGUGGCACAGACCCCGCCAUGCCCCCCUGACUGGCCUAGAAAUCGGCUCCCUCCUCAACAAUAAUUGAUAGAAUGGCCUUAAUUUUUCUAAGAAAUACAAGGCCUCGCUGUAGUUCACCAGAUGUUCUGCAAUUCCUUUGAGCGGUAGCAUGAACAAGUUUUACUACAUCAUGAGGAAAAUUGCAUUUUUAAGCGCAUCCUUCCACAUACGUAUGUGCAGCACCCAUCUGCUUGUGCUCUCAAGUUAUUCACUCUCAUAGAAGCCCUUUCUCAGACUGAAGAGAGGAGAAUUUUAAUUCUACCUUGUUGAUCAUUAAGUUCAAACACAGAUUUUCAGGCAUUCUGUUAAUUUUUCUGACUUACUUUUUUAAAAAAAAAAUACAUUAGCAAGAUCAAAAUGGCUCAGCUUAGCACUUGAGCCUGAUAUCUUUAUGCAGCACUUUAUAAGAAGAAAGUGUGAUUUUACAUCCAUUCUUAAAUUUUUACAGCUCAAGUGGUUCCCUGACAGUAUUUUUGCACAUAUUGGGCUGCAAGCAGGUACCUGUGAUGCUGCAGCUCCUCAGUGUCUUCAUUUGGAUUUCCUCGAGUUCCAGAUAUGCUCCAAGGCUUGUGUUGCAGCUGGAAUUUUUGUGCAUAGCUGCGUGGCUGAGCAUAAAAUCACUCAUCUAAUUAUAAAAGCCAAAAAAACGUGGUUUUCUGCUCUUUUGCUGCCAUCAUAAUUAAGCUUUGUAUCUGGUCUAGUUUCCUCUGUGUGGCUUUUCUCCUGAUUAUUGACUUCUAAUGAUUACUCUCUGUUUUAUGUAAAAAAUACCUGCAACUCCCAGAAGCUUUGCAAGACAAGAACAGAAUUAGGAGCAGUGGGAUGAGUGACUUCAUGGAGUAUUUUUCUGUUACAAAUGUUUGAAAAGGAAAAAAAAAAAAAACUAGACCCUGUGGCCCUUAGCAGCAGCAGAUGAGGGCAAAAACAACCCUGUGUUCAGUGCCACCAUGUGAGUGGCACAUCGUGACUCUGUUUGCAGCUGGUGGCAUCGUGGUGUGUGGUUUGUUUCAAAAGCCCCUGGGAAGCACAGCUGAGAUCAGGGAGGAGGGGCUGGAAAGCGCUUGGGCGAGCAGGGUGUAAAUCAGAGUUGUGGAGCAGGCAGCAGUGUGUGCUGGGGAGCAGGGGCGAGGCUGGGCCGGGAGUGUUGGGAGUGCAGAGCGGCGCGAGUCAUUUACCCAGUGAGGUGGUGGAGUCAUCACCCCUUGAAGAGUUCAAAAAAAGACUGGAUGUGGCACUUGCUGCUUGUUGAACAGUUAGAACAUCGGCUGGACUUGAUGAUCUUAUAGGUCUCUUCCAGUCUUGAACUUCUGUGAUUCUGUGAUUCUGUGAGUCAGCCCUUGCUGCAGAGAGGGAGCUGCGCUAAUGCAGAGCUGAGGCACCUGCGAGGGCCCUUCACGCUCCCUCCCCAUCACCUUGAGCAGCGCUGGGGAUUUCUCCUCCCCUUUGUUGCUAUUCUCAUCUGAAGGCUCCUGUAAUGUCACUUGUCCCCAGUCUGUUUGCCAAGGAUGCGACAGAGGGAUGUCCUGGAGGCUGAAUGCCUUUGGUGGUGUGGCUGCACUGAGCUUCCGAACCAUUGAUCAAGGCCAUUGUUUCUUAAUUCACCCAUAUUUAGGAUUAAAGUUUUGUCAGGACACAAACUAUCGAAAAACAGCUGGGCAUACCCCUCUUGAAAUGGUGCAAAGCAUCAAAAAAUAAGUGUGUUUAAAAAGCAAAGCAAACCAUUUUUGACAUCAGCUUACACCGCUUGUUUUUGCAGCGUUGUGCUUGGACUCCCCUCAAUACCUGUUGCAUUAUUCAGGAAAAGAGCUUUUGGGGAAAUUUCCCGAGUUGCUGUUCCUGCUCAGCACUGAGGUUUAAAAUAAUGGCUGAAGAUGGCAGUGAGGAGAUUAUGUUUAUUUGGUGUGAGGACUGUGGGCAGUACCAUGAUUCAGAGUGUCCUGAGCUGGGCCCAGUGGUGACAGUCAAAGACUCCUUUGUAUUGAGCAGAGCAAGGUCAUCUCUGCCUUCUAAUUUGGAGAUUAGACAGCUGGAGGAUGGGACUGAGGGAGUGUUUGCUCUGACUCAGCUGGUGAAACGUACCCAGUUUGGCCCCUUUGAAUGCAAGAGAGUUCUCAAGCUGGAGAAAGAAUCAGUUUUUCCCCUGAAGGUGUUCCAGAAGGAAGGGCCCCUGGUGUAUUUUGACACCACAAAUGAAGAUGAUUGCAACUGGAUGAUGAUGGUGCGCCCAGCCACCGAGUAUGAGCACCAAAACCUCACAGCCUUCCAGCAUGACAAUGACAUUUACUUCACCACCUGCCAGGACAUCCCCCCAGGAACUGAGCUGAGAGUGUGGUAUGCAGCUUUUUACGCCAAAAAAAUGGAAAAGCCAGUGCUGAAGCAGGUCACUAGUGUUGCCAAUGAUACAUCCUUGGUAGCAAUGGAGUCUGAUAAAGAAGGAAAUAAUAAGGUCUCUUCAAAACCUUCAUCUGCUGUCUUACCCCAUAAAAAAAACAAGAAAUCCAGCAUUUUGGCAGCUGAUCCAGCAGUGAACACUCCAGAAGGCAGUGGAACAGCAGAAGCAAAGCCCAACCAGUGGACGUGUAAAGUGUGUUCAUCUGCUUUCCAAGAGCCCCAGCUGCUGACAGAGCACUUGCUGAGUCACCUGGAACAAGCCAAAGGUGCCUCCCCAAGCAGCCAAAAUGAUGCUGAGAAAGCAGAGAAAGCAGCAGAGGCUGUACCAGCAGAUCAACCAGUGGCAAGUGAUACAGCCAGUGCCAGCACAGACUCGAGGAGAAAGGCCAGGAGGGGGAGAAAAGCCAAAACAGCAAAAGUAGAAACACCUCUUGUCAUUGAUGAAGAGAAAGAUCCUGCAGUGGAACGUGUGGCUGACGCUGUCCCUGAGGUGCCUCCAGAGGAGGUGGCCCUGCCCCCAGCUCCUGAAGAGAGCAUCAUGGACCUGGUUUUAGGAAAGAUGCCCAGCACCACAAACAGCAUCAGCUCAGUGACAAAUAGGUUUGCUCAUCACCAAAACACCAUGUCCCUCAAAAGAAGUUUCAUUCUCUCCAGUAGACACGGGAUUCGGCGGAAGCUGAUAAAGCAGCUGGGGGAGCACAAGAGGGUCUAUCAGUGCAGCAUCUGCAGUAAGAUCUUCCAGAACAGCAGCAACCUCAGCAGGCACAUCCGUUCUCAUGGUGACAAACUGUUUAAAUGUGAGGAAUGUGCCAAGCUGUUCAGCAGGAAGGAAAGCUUGAAGCAGCACGUUUCCUACAAGCACAGCAGGAAUGAAGUGGACAGUGAGUACAGAUACAAGUGCACCACGUGUGAAAAGGCCUUUCGGAUAGAGAGUGCACUGGAAUUCCACAACUGCAGGACAGAUGACAAGACAUUCCAGUGUGAGAUGUGUUUCAGAUUCUUCUCUACAAACAGCAACCUUUCAAAACACAAGAAAAAACACGGGGAUAAGAAGUUUGCAUGUGAGAUCUGCAAUAAGAUGUUCUACAGGAAGGAUGUCAUGCUGGACCAUCAGAGGCGGCACUUGGAAGGGGUGAGGCGUGUGAAGAGAGAAGACUUUGAGCACAGCACGGAGAGCAUGGUUCGCUACAAGAAGGAGCCCUCGGGCUGCCCCGUGUGUGGGAAGGUAUUUUCAUGUAGGAGUAACAUGAACAAACACCUUCUAACACAUGGAGACAAGAAAUACACCUGUGAGAUCUGUGGACGGAAAUUUUUCAGGGUGGAUGUGCUGAGAGAUCAUAUUCAUGUCCAUUUUAAGGACAUAGCCCUAAUGGAUGAUCACCAGAGGGAAGAGUUCAUUGGUAAAAUUGGAAUCUCAUCAGAGGAAAAUGAUGACAACUCUGAUGAAAGUGCAGAUUUAGAGCCUCACAAGUAUAGCUGCAAAAGGUGCCAGCUGACCUUUGGCAGAGGGAAGGAGUACCUGAAGCACAUCAUGGACGUGCACAAGGAGAAGGGUUAUGGCUGCAGCAUCUGCAACCGGCGCUUCGCCCUCAAGGCCACGUACCACGCGCACAUGGUCAUCCACAGGGAGAACCUGCCCGACCCCAACGUGCAAAAAUACAUCCAUCCAUGUGAAAUCUGUGGCAGGAUUUUUAACAGUAUAGGAAAUCUGGAAAGACAUAAGCUAAUACAUACAGGUGUAAAAAGUCAUGCUUGUGAGCAAUGUGGCAAAUCAUUUGCUAGAAAAGACAUGUUAAAAGAACAUAUGCGAGUCCAUGAUAAUAUCCGAGAAUACUUGUGUGCAGAGUGUGGCAAAGGAAUGAAGACAAAACAUGCCCUUCGUCACCACAUGAAGCUGCACAAGGGGAUUAAGGAAUACGAGUGCAAGGAAUGUCACAGAAAAUUUGCACAGAAAGUCAACAUGCUGAAACAUUACAAGAGACACACAGGAAUCAAAGAUUUCAUGUGUGAGCUCUGUGGCAAGACAUUCAGCGAGAGAAACACAAUGGAGACUCACAAGUUGAUUCAUACAGUAGGAAAACAGUGGACGUGUUCAGUGUGUGACAAGAAGUAUGUCACUGAUUACAUGCUGCAGAAGCACAUCCAGCUCACCCAUGACAAGGUGGAAGCCCAGAGCUGUCAGCUGUGUGGCACAAAGGUUUCCACCAGGGCGUCCAUGAGUCGACACAUGAGGCGUAAACACCCAGAGAUUCUUUCAGUGAGGAUUGAUGAUUUAGAGCCACUGCCAGAGACAACCACCAUUGAUGCCUCUUCAAUUGGGAUUGUUCAGCCGGAAUUGGCCUUGGAACAGGGUGAACUACCAGAAGGGAAGCAGCAUGUAAAAGCUCCUAAAAGUGGCCAGAAAAGAAAACAAAAGUCAGGUGAGGAGGAGGAAGCUCAAGUGCCUGAGGACCCUGCCUUCAGUGAAUACACAGAGAAGGAAGGUGAAUUCACAGGGAAUGUUGGAGAUGAAACCAAUUCAGCUGUGCAGAGCAUCCAACAGGUUGUGGUGACGCUCAGCGACCCGAACGUCUCGGCGCCCUCCAGCUCGGUGGGACUCACCAACAUCACCGUGACCCCCAUCACCACGGCAGCUGGCACCCAGUUCACCAACCUGCAGCCCGUGGCCGUGGGCCACCUGUGUCCCCCCGAGAGGCAGCUGCAGCUGGACAGCUCCAUCCUCACCGUCACCUUCGACACCGUCAGCGGCUCGGCCGUGCUGCACAACCGCCAGAGCGACAUCCAGCUCCCGCCGCAGCCCGAGGCUCCCAACCCCCAGUCUGUGGCCCAUUUCAUAAACCUGACCACCCUGGUGAACUCCAUUGCCCCCCUGGGGACCCCCCAGAUGACAGAACAGCACCCCCUGAGCUGGAGGUCGGUGCCUCAGACUGAUGUGCUGCAGCCCCCGGCGCCGGCCGCGCCGCAGCAGCCGGGCCAGCAGCCCGUCCAGACAGAGCAGCAGCAGCAGCAGAUGUACAGCUACUAAUUUAUACUUGGCCAUGGACACUACUCAGAGACACAGAAAAACACACUGACCUUUGGAAAAUUUCUACUAGGAUUGUUUGCUGGAUACCAAACAGAGAUGGGAAUUGAAUUUCGUUGUUUAUACGAUGAAAUUUAAGCUGAAAUUGGCAGAUCACCCUGCAGCACCCCGGUCUGAGGUUCUCUAGACCUUGCACUGUCUUAAAAAAUAACAGAAAGGGGAAAAAAAAAAAUCUCACCACAAAUUUAGCACCCUCUUGCAGUUGUGCACUAAGAUUGAGAUUUGGCAGGUGCAUCAUCACACACCUUAACCAAAGCAGGGAAAUCCUAAAUUUUGCAGCACUUGUGAUGUACAAAAACCCUUUCAGCCAUACCAUGUCACUUCUUUCCAAGUCUGGAAAUGGCACCUGAAGAUCUGUUCACAGUGGGUGGAAUGUCCUUGUGGUCAGCUGGUAGAGACUGAAAUGUGAAGACACAAAGGGGCAAAACAGGAAUUCUUUGUUUCUUAUCUUCUUUAGGUCUUGUAUCUAACAACAUCAGUAAAGUAGGUGGAAUUUGGGGUUUUGGGGUGGGCAUGAGUGUGGUGUGGAAGAAAAUAUUACCAAUUAUUUCCAUUUUAGUCAUGGGAAAAACCCUGUACCCAUCAGGCAGUGAUAGUGCUACUUGAGCCAGAGAGCUAAUCCUGAAGCAAAUUUUUAUGGUCUUCUAGUCAAGUUUCAAUCAAACCAAUUACAAACCGAAAGAAGAAUGUGGUACAGUUUUAUGUAAUUUUUAAAACCUCCUCUUUCAAUCUUGCAUUUAGCUAAUAGCCCUGAAGAGCAAUCAAUCCCCUUUGAUGAAAUUCAGGAUGUGAAUUUUUUUUCAAUUAGACUUAUUUCAUCCUGUAAUAAACAUUUGAGAAAGCAUUCUUUUUAUAUAUAUAUACAUAUAUAUAUAUAUAUAUACUUUGUAUUUUACUGUGUGUUUCUGGUGAGUAUUUGUGUGGAAAACACUGUUACCAACACAAUUCAUGAAUUCUUUUAUCCCCAUGUCACUGCAUUUUACGGAAAAAAAAUAUGGAUUCUGUUCCUUCUGUUCCCAAAAUUUAUUUCCAAAGUUCACAGCCACACACAAGGUUGUGUGAAGUGCAAGAAAAAGAAAAAGGAAUGUCUGAAGCAUAUUCUGUGUCCUGCCACAUGGAGUCAGUGUGCCCCAGUGUAUAAAGGGUGAGGUUUGCAUCACUGCUGGGGAUGCAAAUCCUGGGCUGGGUCAGAGCCCCUUCACUGCAUUCUCCAUCCAUGGAUGUGCAGUCUGGACUUUUGCAUGUCAAGAAGAUAGUGCUAUUCCCACAGGGAAAAUGAGCUGGUAGCAAAAAGGAAUAAACUAUAUAUAU